This is a messenger RNA of Oreochromis aureus, 3974 nucleotides long. RefSeq names its product integrin alpha-5-like. Gene Ontology annotation, molecular function: integrin binding. Lineage: Eukaryota; Metazoa; Chordata; Actinopteri; Cichliformes; Cichlidae. Gene Ontology annotation, biological process: cell adhesion mediated by integrin; angiogenesis; cell-cell adhesion. The transcript is spliced from 30 exons. Bases 162 to 3326 code for a protein of 1054 amino acids. Gene Ontology annotation, cellular component: integrin complex; external side of plasma membrane. The record is from RefSeq and is a predicted model, not a curated record.
UGUGGGACUCUACACCGGACCUGUUGCAUCUGAAGGACAGGAUAUUCAGGACACCAGUUUAUGAUUACGACUCCAAAGGCGUCCCGCGGAAGGAACAGCACGCAUGAUGCGUUUGCGGCGCUGCGGCUGUUCAAUGAAAGAAGAGACGCGCAGCAGAAGAGAUGGGUACCGUUCCUGGACUUUCACCUACCCGGUCUUGGGGAAAAUGCUGUGAGUGCGCCGUGCUGGCUCUACCUGUAGUGGUGCUUUGGAUUCAGCUUGGGGCCGCUUUUAACUUGGACACGGAGAACCGCGUCGUCUUCACUGGACCCCCGGGGAGUUACUUCGGCUAUUCUGUGGAAUUUUUCAAGAACUCAUCCAGCAUCAACAUUUUGAUCGGUGCCCCGAAAGCCAACACCAGCCAGCCCAACGUCACUGAAGGAGGAGCUGUGUACAUGUGCCCGUGGAGCCAAAAUAACUGCACCAUUAUCAGCUUUGACAAGCAAGGUGACCGGUAUUUUUAUAUAAAUGACGUGAACACUCAGGUUGAGUUCAAGUCUCAUCAGUGGUUCGGAGCUACUGUGCGUGCCCAUGGUAGCAGCGUCCUGGCUUGCGCUCCCAGAUACUACUGGAGGACUGAACACGACAUACCUUUCUCCGAUGUUACAGGAACCUGCUACCUCGCUGUAGACAACCUCAAAAGAUUUGUGGAGUUUGCACCAUGCCGAACAGAAAGACAUGGACCUGCUGGACAGGGCUAUUGUCAGGGGGGAUUCAGUGCUGACUUCACCAAGGAUGGGAGGGUUGUGCUUGGAGGACCAGGCAGCUUUUACUGGCAAGGUCAGCUGAUCUCUGCCACAACAGAGGAGAUUGUUAAGGCCUACUAUCCUGCCUACUUUCUGCUGUCGGUCGCUGGGCAGAUUCAAACCCGACAGGUGCAGGGAAGCUAUGAUGAUAGUUACCUGGGUUACUCUGUGGCUAGUGGUGAGUUCAGUGGGGAUGGUGAGGAAGAUUUUGUCACAGGAGUUCCAAAAGGACUCAUGCUGUAUGGUUUAGUGUCCAUAUUAAAUGGAAGUGAUCUGAAAUCUCUGCUAAACCUGACAGGGGAGCAGAUGGGGUCCUACUUUGGCUACGCAGUGGCAACCACUGACAUCAACAACGACGGUCUGGAUGACCUGGUGGUGGGAGCGCCGCUGUUCAUGCAUCGGGGGUCUAACGGGCGUCUGGAGGAGUUGGGAAAAGUGUAUGUGUAUCUACAGAGGGGUCCUCUGGAGCUGGAACCAAGUCAGUCUCACCUCCUGGGUCUUCAGGCCUUCAGCCGGUUUGGCACCUCUCUGGCCCCGUUGGGUGAUCUCAACCAAGAUGGUUUCAAUGACGUGGCUAUCGGCUGUCCGUACGGAGGAGACGACCAGCAGGGGUCGGUUUUCAUCUACAACGGUCAUGUUGGAGGACUGAAGGACACCCCCACUCAGACGCUCUCGGGCCAGUGGGCUUUCAGCUCUUUCCCGGCCAGUUUUGGCUUUACUGUGCGAGGCAACAAAGAUCUAGAUCAAAACGGGUACCCAGACCUGAUUGUCGGUGCUUUUGGGGUAGAUAAAGCUGUGCUCUACAGAGCUCGGCCAAUAGUGAAUGCCAGCGCGUCUCUCACAGUACAGCCGACCAUGUUCAACCAGGAGGAGAAGCACUGCAUGCUGACCACAGGGAAUAAAAGUCUUUCUGUGUCUUGCGUCAGCAUCACUUUCUGCCUGCUGGCUAAUGGGAAGCACCUCCCCUCUCAUCUAGGCUUCGUGGCAGAGGUGCAGUUGGACAGUGGGAAGCAGAAGCAGAAGGAGUCUAUCAGGAGGACUCUGUUCCUGGACAGCCAGCAGCCCAGCCUAGUGAAGACCUUUAACCUCACCAACAGAAAGCCCCUGUGUCACAACAGCAAUAUCUAUCUGCGGCCCGAGGAAGAAUUUCGGGAUAAACUGUCCCCCAUUUACAUCAGCCUUAACUUCAGUUUGGAUCCACAGGCCCCCCUGGACCAACAUGGCCUCAGACCCAUCCUCAAUUACGAGACAGAACAGCUCAUAGAGCAGAAGGCCCAGAUUCAGCUCGAUUGUGGAGAUGACAACAUCUGUGUCCCGGAUCUAAAGCUGGCUGUUUAUGGUGACAAGACAGAGGUUUACUUGGGAGACGAAAAUUCUGUGAGUCUGACCUUCAAUGCCAAGAACGAGGGAGAGGGAGGUGCGUACGAGGCUGAGCUCUAUGUGGCGCUUCCCCCAGAGGCUGACUACAGCGGGAUAGCACGCAACAACGUGAGCUUGACUCAGCUGACCUGCAGCUACGAGGCAGAAAACCAGACCCGCUAUCUCGUGUGUGAUCUGGGAAACCCCAUGAAGUCUGGUACCAGUCUGUGGGCUGGUCUUCGCUUCACCAUCCCCAGACUCAACGAUACUCACAAUACUGUUCAGUUUGAGCUCCAGAUACGAAGUAAAAAUGCAAAUAACUCUGAGAGUGAAGUGGUGUUUUAUGAGCUGAAGGUCUCUGCCAUGGCUGAUGUCAUUCUCCAGGGUGUUUCUCGGCCAGACAAAGUCAUCUUUCCUCCUCCCAACUGGACUGUGCGACAGGGUCUGGGGGAGGAGAAGGAGAUCGGCCCUGAGCUUCAGCAGGUCUUUGAGCUGGUGAAUAACGGUCCCAGUGUGGUGAGCCAGACUUCUUUAGUGGUGAAAUGUCCCCUGAAGGCUCAUGGUCACUGGCUGCUCUACCCUCUGGAGGUGGUCACUGAGGGUCCACUCAGCUGCUCCUCCAAAACAACCUUAAAUGCACUGAAACUUAAGCUUCAGCCUGGAGCAGUAGAGGGUCCAGCAUCACUGAAGUCCAAUGAUGAGCACCGCAUCCACAAGAGGGAGGUGCACAGAGAUCCUCUGGGUGAACAAGAAAACCUGACGUGCAGUACAGUGGAGUGCUGGCAGCUGCAGUGUAAUGUGGGGCUGCUGCAGAGAGGACGAAGUGUCAUCCUGACUGUACGCUCAAGAGUCUGGGCUGAAACGUUCAUGGAGCGAGCCUAUAAGCAGUACAUGCUGGAGUGCUUCGUUCACUUCAGUGUAGACAGGAUGCCGUAUUCUGUUUCUCCCACAUUAAAGCCAUCAGGAUCCAAAAAGGUGGCGACUGCUGUGAUGUGGAAUAAACCCAACAGUCAGUACUCGGUUCCUGUGUGGAUCAUCAUCCUGGCUGUUCUAGCUGGGUUGCUGUUACUGGCCUUGCUCAUAUACUUACUUUACAAGAUGGGCUUCUUUAAAAGAUCAGACCCAUACGGUACGACUAUGGAAAAGGCCAAACUCAAACCCCAGGCGUCCUCUGAAGCUUAGAUCUGCAACGGAGCCUCCACCUGCAGCUGUUCCAAAGAACUGGAAGUAUUGUCGCAUUCCCAAACAAAUAAUGGAAAUUCCUAAUGAUAAGCAGGCCACCCAUUCAUGAAGGGACAGUUAUGGGUGCUGUAUCACUGGAAGAUAAAAAUGUCUGGUGCUGCACUAAAACAUUACAGGGGUCACGCAGUUGGAUAUGCACUGCUGUUUGUUGGACAUUCCUCUGUGCAGUCAGAGACUUUUCUAGAAGCUCAUCCUGUCAUAUAGUACUCCUGCAUUGACAAUAAAGAAACAAAUGGACAUCCAACGAAAGGCACUAAAACGUCAGUAGUACAUGAAUGCAAAAAAAAAAAGUGUGAUUCAAGCCAUGUUUGUAAGCUUGGUGUUGAUGAUUUUGAAAAUUCCUGCUUAUGAAUGAUGCCUAAACCACUUGUUAUUUAUGGCACAAUGAUUUCCUAUUGAUUGUUGAAUGUUGUACUGUACUGUCUGCAGGAAAAAAAAAAAAUCAAAAAAAGCAACAUGACAAAUCUGCAGUGUUUAACUUGAAUUUUUCUCUCCCAUAUUGGGAGGUACUUUGUGUAUGAUGUAAUGCAUUCAUUGUGUUAUAUUGAUGUUGUGGCCCAGAAUAAAGCCUAAUUUUGUAUACCCACA